Messenger RNA from Lathyrus sativus (Indian pea), 930 nucleotides. Lineage: Eukaryota; Viridiplantae; Streptophyta; Magnoliopsida; Fabales; Fabaceae. The record is from the annotation of a GenBank genome assembly.
AUGAAGAAAGGACGAGGGCGGCCGAAAGCCAUGGUGCCACCGUCACCACCAUCGGAAUCACUUGCCAGCUUGAAGACUCCCCAGAUUGUUUCAAGAACUACAACGCCACCGGACUCUAGCUCGAAGAUGUUUGAGAUUGGAGCAAAAAAUGAUAAAGAGAUGACAACCACACUCGAGAAUACAAUCAAAGAAACCCCAACAGAAGCGACACAAGCUCAAUCUGAGGAGCGUAAACUAUGGGUGGAUAUUAUAAACGACAACCAGAACCCUGCCAAGGGACUGACAAUGGAAUACGUCGCGCCAAAAGUAGUCAACGAGAUGAUUGAAAUUGAUAUUGAACAAGAAGACAUCGAAACGGAAAUACGAUUUUGGGAUAAUGCCAUAAUUCUUUAUGUUGUAGGAGAUGAUUUGAGUAUGAACACGGUGAAGAACUUUAUGCAGAGGACGUGGAAUUUCGUGAAAAUACCAGAUCUUUAUUACCACGAUGACGGUUAUUUUCUGCUCAGAUUCAACUCCCAGAAAGACAAGGAAACCGUGAUGAUGAAAGGCUCAUACACGAUUCGAAAUAUACCCAUGAUACUGAAGGAAUGGCAAACUAGUUUCAAUCUAAAGAGGGACCUGCUAAGAACUUUACCAAUAUGGGUGAAACUCCCCCAACUUCCCCUGCAUCUAUGGGGGGGAAAAAGUUUGAGCAAGAUUGGAAGUGCCAUUAGAAAACCCUUGGUGACUGAUGAAUGUACGGCAAACAAGCUCCAUGUAUCAUAUGCAAGGCUACUGAUUAAAGUGGAUAUUACACAACAAUUGAUUGAUGAAAUAGCCAUCAGAAAUGUUGAGGGAGAUGUGAUAAUGCAGCCUAUGAAGUACGAGUGGAGACCAACAUUCUGCGAAACAUGUCAAAAAAUGGGGCACAAAUGUGAAGACUGGCGGUAG